GCCUCCUUCCUCAGCUCUCCGUCGUCCGAUCUCUCUCUCUCCCCUCUCAGAUUUCUCCCUCUUCGCCCAAUCACACUUCUCCCUUUUCUCCCCGCCAAAUACAAAUCCUCGAGGGUUUUUUUUCUCCUUUUUUGGAGGAAGAAUGUCGGACGACAACGGCGGCGGCGGAGACCACAGCCCGCAGUCCAGCGUUCGGGAGCAGGACCGUUUUCUUCCGAUUGCGAACAUCGGCCGCAUAAUGAAGAAAGGUCUGCCGGCGAACGGGAAGAUUGCUAAGGAUGCUAAAGAUACCGUUCAGGAGUGUGUUUCGGAGUUCAUUAGCUUUGUUACCAGCGAAGCUAGUGAUAAAUGCCAGAAAGAGAAAAGAAAGACAAUAAACGGGGAUGAUUUGUUGUGGGCUAUGGCGACCUUAGGUUUUGAGGAUUAUAUUACUCCACUGAAGGUCUACUUGGCUAGGUACAGAGAGUUAGAGGGUGACACCAAGGGAUCUGCUAGGGGUGCAGAUGGAGCUCCUAAGAGAGAGACAGUCGGAACUCAGCUAGGUUCUGAUGCACAGUUUGCUCAUCAAGACUCGUAUGCUCAAGGCUUCGGCUACUCAAACUCCCAAAUCGAAUACUAAGAAGCAUAAUGUUGUUUGGUUCUCUAAAAUCGCGAGAUUGUUGCAAAGUAGAGCUCCCAUUUUGCUGAGCCUGUCUCGGGAUACAAUGUCGAGCUGAUAUAGGUUCGACGUGGCUGGGAUUUCUAUAGGAAAAUAUAUGUAAACGAAGUAUAGUUUGUGCGAUUAUGCAUGGCUGUUUCUGGUAUUGUAUAUCAGGGAAUGCUUCUGCAAUCUCAAUAUUCUACUCUUUGUAAUUGCUUUCGAGUAUUUAAAAACAUAUUUGAUGCUGCGAGUGAUCUCAAAGGCAUUAGGGUUUCAUUUUUA
Molecule: messenger RNA, 922 nt
Organism: Salvia splendens (bonfire salvia)
Lineage: Eukaryota; Viridiplantae; Streptophyta; Magnoliopsida; Lamiales; Lamiaceae
Product: nuclear transcription factor Y subunit B-1
Exons: 7
Coding region: 143-619 (158 amino acids)
Biological process (GO): regulation of transcription by RNA polymerase II
Cellular component (GO): nucleus; CCAAT-binding factor complex
Molecular function (GO): RNA polymerase II cis-regulatory region sequence-specific DNA binding; DNA-binding transcription activator activity, RNA polymerase II-specific; protein heterodimerization activity
Source: RefSeq, a predicted model, not a curated record